Penicillium cataractarum is the source of this 2778-nucleotide messenger RNA. Its product is annotated as WD40 repeat domain-containing protein. Bases 1 to 2778 code for a protein of 925 amino acids. Gene Ontology annotation, biological process: negative regulation of transcription by RNA polymerase II. The record is from RefSeq and is a predicted model, not a curated record. Lineage: Eukaryota; Fungi; Ascomycota; Eurotiomycetes; Eurotiales; Aspergillaceae. Gene Ontology annotation, cellular component: transcription repressor complex; nucleus. The transcript has a single exon. Gene Ontology annotation, molecular function: protein binding.
AUGGAGAACAACUGGGCGUCUCUCAUACAGACACUAGCAGGCCACUCUAGUCCGAUCACUACUCUGCGCUUUUCACCAGAUGGCAAGCAGAUCAUGUCGAUCUCCCGUGAUAAAACUAUCAAGCUCUGGGACAGCACAACGGGUGACCUUCAGAACUCACUAGAAGGCAAAUCGAGUCUGUUCAUUUCUUCGGCCACGCCCACGGCCUUCUCACCAAACGGCAAGCAGGCUGCAUUAGGAUCUGAUGAUGAAACCAUUAAGCUUUGGAAUACCGCAACUGGUGACCUUCAGAGCACACUAAAAGGUCACUCUAAACGAGUUACCACGCUGGCCUUUUCACCAGAUGGCAAGCAAAUUGCAUCAGGCUCUAAUGAUGAAACCAUUAAGCUCUGGGACAGUAUAACAGGCGGCCUUCUGAAUUCACUGGAACUCCAAUCGGGAAUGUACUAUCCUUCGGUCGCUCUUACGGCUUUUUCGCCAGAUAGCAAGCGUCUGGCGACUAGCUAUAAUGACGACAGAAUUCAGCUUUGGGAUACCGCAACAGGUGAACUUCAGAACACAUUAGAAGGCCACUUUGAACAGAUCACCACCCUGGCCUUUUCCCCAGACGGCAAGCAGAUCGCGUCGGGAUCUGAUGAUACAACUAUCAAGCUUUGGGACACCACAACUGGCGACCUUCAGAAGACACUAAAAGGCCACUCAGCAUGCGUUAACAUUGUGGUCUUUUCACCAGACGGUAAGCAGAUCGCGUCGGGAUCUGAUGAUACAACUAUCAAGCUUUGGGACACCGCAACUGGCGACCUUCAGAAGACACUAAAAGGCCACUCAGCAUGCGUUAACAUUGUGGUCUUUUCACCAGACGGCAAGCAGAUCGCGUCGGGAUCUGAUGAUACAACUAUCAAGCUUUGGGACACCACAACUGGCGACCUUCAGACAACACUAGAAGGGCGCUCAGAUUGGGCUGAAAUUGUGGGCUUUUCACCAGACGGCAGGCAUAUCACCUCGGGCUCUGUUGCUGAAACCACUAAGCCUUGUGAUACUGCAACUGGUGAUCUUCAGAAGACACUAGAAGGCCAUUCAGAAUACGUUAACAUUGUGGUCUUUUCACCAGACGGCAAGCAGAUCGCGUCGGGAUCUGAUGAUACAACUAUCAAGCUUUGGGACACCGCAACUGGCGACCUUCAAAAGACACUAAAAGGCCACUCAGCAUGCGUUAAUAUUGUGGUCUUUUCACCAGACGGUAAGCAGAUCGCGUCGGGAUCUGAUGAUACAACUAUCAAGCUUUGGGACACCGCAACUGGCGACCUUCAGAAGACACUAAAAGGCCACUCAGCAUGCGUUAACAUUGUGGUCUUUUCACCAGACGGCAAGCAGAUCGCGUCGGGAUCUGAUGAUACAACUAUCAAGCUUUGGGACACCACAACUGGCGACCUUCAGACAACACUAGAAGGGCGCUCAGAUUGGGCUGAAAUUGUGGGCUUUUCACCAGACGGCAGGCAUAUCACCUCGGGCUCUGUUGCUGAAACCACUAAGCCUUGUGAUACUGCAACUGGUGAUCUUCAGAAGACACUAGAAGGCCAUUCAGAAUACGUUAACAUUGUGGUCUUUUCACCAGACGGCAAGCAGAUCGCGUCGGGAUCUGAUGAUACAACUAUCAAGCUUUGGGACACCGCAACUGGCGACCUUCAAAAGACACUAAAAGGCCACUCAGCAUGCGUUAAUAUUGUGGUCUUUUCACCAGACGGUAAGCAGAUCGCGUCGGGAUCUGAUGAUACAACUAUCAAGCUUUGGGAUACCGCAACUGGCGACCUUCAGAAAACACUAGAAGGCCAUACGAACCGCAUUCAAAUCGUGGCCUUUUCACCAGACAGUAGGCAGAUCGCCUCGGGCUUUGGUGAUGAAACUAUCAAAAUUUGGGAUACCGAAACGUGGGAACUUCAUAAGGCACUAGAAUGCUGUUCCGACCUCGUCAACACUAUAACCUUUUCACCAGACGGCAAGCAGCUCGCAUCGGGCUCACAUGAUGGAGUCAUCAGGAUCUGGAAUACCACAACGGGCGACCAGAUAACAGUAACUUUCCAUGGGGAUUCCCUGAAGUCUGUUUCCAUAAAUUCUGUGGCCUUUUCUCCAGACGGCAAGCAAAUGGCCUCUGGCAAUGGUGAUGAAAGCAUCAGGGUUUGGGAUACCGCGACGAAUGGUCAUGUGGAGUCACUAGAAGCCAAAUGGAGUCGGGUCAACAUUACAGACCUUCCGUCAGAUAACAAGCACAACGUAUCGACGGGUUACCCUUGGUAUUGGGAGAAAGAACGAUGCCGCUCGGACUGGAUCAAUACUGUAGCCUUUUCACCAGACGGCAAGCAGAUCAUAUCCAGCUCUUGUGACGGAUCAAUUAAGCUUUGGGACAUUGCCAAAUCUUUCAAUCUCCCAAAGCCUUUCGAGAAUAACCCUUUUCGGCGAUUCAAAAAAGGUAGGAAGCCGAAGCCUGUUCACGACGUAAAUCUCUCAGCAGGGGACGGGUAUAUUGUAAUAGACAGUAAGCCUGCCACGCUUGAAAGCAUUACUCCAGACCAAAAGGACUACAGUCAACACAUUUUACAGCGUCUCUUCGUCAGACGCCAGUGGAUAUGCUAUGGAGAGGUGUCACUCUUACGGAUACCGUCGGAUUUUCAAGCAUCAUCCUUUGGUGUGCGAAACGAUCACGUCGCUAUUGGAUUCCAAACAGGUCAAGUUCUAAGCUUUUACAUUGAUCGGCAGAUACUGCAGUCAAUAAUAGCAUAA